AUGGCUUCAAAUCCACCAGGUCAAUGCUGUACUGAAGGUACUUUCCACGAAGGUAAACCAGUUGGAGCUUUCAAAGAAAUUUUCGGUUUGGACACUUACACAGUCGGUGAGGAAUCAUCAGACAAGAUCAUUGUCAUUGUGACUGAUAUUUUUGGUAACCACUUCAACAAUACUUUGCUUAUUGCUGAUACUAUUGCCAAAAGUGGCUACAAGGUCUUGAUUCCAGAUAUCUUGAAGGGAGAUCCGGUUAAAGAAGGUGAUGAUCUCCAAGCUUGGUUGAAGAAGCAUACCUUGGAAAUCACUGAGCCAAUUGUUGAUGGCUUCUUGAGCAAGGUCAAAUCCGAACUCAAGCCAAAAUUUUUGGGUUCCAUUGGAUACUGUUUUGGUGCCAAAUAUGUGGUCAGAAACUUGACCGGAUCAGGACCUUUGGAUGCUGGUGCCGUCGCCCAUCCUUCGUUUGUUGCCAUUGAAGAAGUCAAGGCAAUCAAGAAGCCACUCAUUAUCUCCGCUGCUGAAACCGAUCAAAUUUUCACUCCAGAAUUGAGAAGGGAAACUGUGGAUGCAUUGUCUAAGUUGGAUGGUGUCAGAUACGAAAUCACUUUGUUCUCCGGUACAACCCAUGGUUUUGCUGUUAGAGGUGAUACCUCAGAUCCAAUUGUCAAAUACGCCAAGGAAAAGGCGUUGAAUGACGCAUUGUAUUUUUUCUGGAGUGUUGGAAAAAUUGGCUCAAAGUAA
Messenger RNA from Lodderomyces theae, 735 nucleotides. RefSeq lists its product as uncharacterized. The coding region runs from base 1 to 735 and encodes 244 amino acids. NCBI's taxonomy places the organism in Eukaryota, Fungi, Ascomycota, Pichiomycetes, Serinales, Debaryomycetaceae. The transcript has a single exon. The record is from RefSeq and is a predicted model, not a curated record. Gene Ontology annotation, molecular function: hydrolase activity.